AUGGAGGUCAUUACCCUCCUCCAAGGAGACGAGGACUCUCACCUUACACCAUUUUUCAUGUGUCACGCAAUCUCAGGGCUCGCGCUACCCUUUCUCCGCCUCGAAGCCCUCAGCGAAGAUGACGAGAGGCCAGUAUACGGCAUCACCUCCCCCAUGCAUUGCCCAGGUGGUAAUGAUUUCAUGUUUCCCGAGACACUGCGAGACCUUGCUGCACUCUACGUCGAAAAGAUCAAGGAAGUCCAGCCGAGGGGCCCUUACCUGCUGGGAGGAUGGUCGAUGGGCGGCAUGAUUGCCAUGAACAUGGCCAUGGUUCUGCGCGACCUGGGAGAAAAGGUCACAAAGGUAAUCAUGCUCGACUCGGCCAACCCAGAGACCUUCCCCUCGUUUCCGAGCGCCAAGGAUCACCGCUCCCUCACACACCUUACCUUUACCAGGACCGUUGCUGCCGAUAUUCGACUCAUGGACUCCGAUUGUUCUCCCAUUGGGUCGCCCGUGAUCAGUGAGAGCGAGUUUGGAGACUACCUCACCGUCGGCGAGAACCGAACAAGCACAUGGGGGACAUUUACGACGGAGGUCUCUUACUCCAGCAGCGCUUCGAGCGAUUACGAAGACGACAGCCCUGCUUGGUCUCCAAGUACCCCCGGGUCACCGGCGUGUAGCAGUGAAGCUGGGUCAGAAUUCUGCCCAGAGCAGAACCGAUUGCUACAAGACUUUCCCACGGAGGAUCAAAUCGACGCCGAGACCCUCACCGCUGCUCACGACCUCGAGGUCACCCAAAACGAAGAAGAAAACGACGAAGAUGAUGACCAGGACGCAGAAGAAGACGAAGAAUUUGACCAAAAUGAGCCGGACCAGGUUCGCGACUUCCUGCAAAAGAUCAAGCAGCAUAUCCAUAAAGGUCUCGGCCUCAUCUCGACCGUCGAGCCGGGCCAAUUGCUCCCCAAAGACGGCGUCUCCGACUUCCAUACCGUCCUCAUCAAAUGCAAGCCCGACCCGUUCGACGACCCCAAUUUGACCCAGCGAGAGCGCGAGGGCGUCAUCUUUGUCCGCUCCGUCAUGCGCGAAACGGCCAUGUGUUGGGAAGCGGAGAAGUUUGCCAAGUUCGAGACGGUGCCCUUCAGCGGCGACCACGAUGGCGCAUUUGAGCCCCAGCACGUGGGCGAGCUGAGCGGGAUUUUCAGAAAGUGUCUGCAGGGUCUAGAAUGA
Messenger RNA from Colletotrichum orchidophilum, 1206 nucleotides. RefSeq lists its product as uncharacterized. The transcript has a single exon. Lineage: Eukaryota; Fungi; Ascomycota; Sordariomycetes; Glomerellales; Glomerellaceae. The coding region runs from base 1 to 1206 and encodes 401 amino acids. The record is from RefSeq and is a predicted model, not a curated record. Gene Ontology annotation, biological process: biosynthetic process.